Molecule: messenger RNA, 1717 nt
Organism: Jatropha curcas
Lineage: Eukaryota; Viridiplantae; Streptophyta; Magnoliopsida; Malpighiales; Euphorbiaceae
Product: Galactose oxidase/kelch repeat superfamily protein
Molecular function (GO): protein binding
Source: RefSeq, a predicted model, not a curated record
AUUCUCUGUAUCUAUCUAACCAAAGUAAUAUCAGAAGUCCAUGUCAGACAGCUGCAACUCUCGCCACUUCUCAUGGCUAAUGAAAUCCUGCUUCCCCAGUCCACAGCACACCAACUCUCCCAAUCCCAUCCAACCCAUCAACGCCGCCACCACUGCCACCAUCACCACCAUCUCUUCUCUUCCCGAUGACCUUCUCUUGGAAUGUAUUUCUCGAGUCCCCUCCUCUUCUCUCCCUUCUCUUUCCCUUGUCUGCCGCCGCUGGUCUCACCUCCUUCGUUCCUCUUCUUUCCUCUCCCUCCGCCGCCUCCACAACCUCCUCCACCCAACUGUUUUCGCCUUCUCAGUUUCUAAUUCAACUCUCUUCGCUGCCAACCUUUGUUUCCAAGAACCUUGGCAGAUUGCUUCGUGUCUUCUAUUUGAAAUUGGUUCUUUAGAUAAUAUUUCUCAUGCUCGAUUAUCUGCGAUUGGACCCAGAAUCUACAUUAUCGGGCGAAAUCGAUUGUUUUGUUAUGAUACAUGGAGUGCCACGAUUUCUUCUAGAUCUUCUAUGAUUUUUCCUAGGAAGAAAUUCGCUACUGCUGUAGUUUCUUCCAAAAUCUAUGUUGCCGGAGGCGGGCCACGCGCUGCCGCGACAGUUGAGGAGUACGACCCAGAUACUGAUUCAUGGUCUUUAGUAGCACAAGCGCCGAGAAAGAGAUUCGGGUGCAUCGGAGCAGCUGUUGAUGGUGUGUUUUAUGUAAUUGGUGGACUUAAAAUUGGUGGACUAGCUGGAAAUGAAUUUUCACGCGCCGCCACAGCUGGGGCAGAGGCAUAUGUGUAUGCAAGUUCAAUGGACUUGUAUGAUGUGGAGGCAAAAGUGUGGCUUAGGAGCCGAGCGGUUCCCGGAGGCGGGUGUGUAGUGGCAGCAUGUGCGGCAGCUGGGUUUGUGUACAUUUUAGCAAGCCACGCGGUGGAGCUUUCAUUUUGGAGAUUUGACGCACGUAGAAAAUCCAGUGGCGGCGGUGGCGCGUUUGGAGAGUGGUGUAGAAUAAAGAGCCCUCCACUGCCGGCUCAAGUUAGAGUCGACGGUACGGUGAGGUUUAGCUGUGUAGGAGUGGAAGAUAAGGUAGUGCUAAUUCAAGUCAAUGGUUGCAUUGACGAUUUAUUAAGGGGAAGUGGAAGAAAUGUCAGGGGAUUAAAGGAAGGAUUGGUUUUGAUUUAUGAUUGUAGCCGUGAAGAGUGGAUCAGGGGCCCUGAUCUGCCUGAGGUCAUGAGACGCGCCGCUUGCGUGAGUGUGGAAUGUUAAAUCAGCUUGUCGUGACUAACUUGCGCCGGAAAUAUGGAACAUGUUAAAAGAAGUUGCUUUACUGAGGCUAACGUGUGCCAUUCAUGUCGUUUCGGUAGCAGACAAAAUGAUCAAUGCAACAUGUGUUUGAUUGUCAUUCACGAUAAAGAAAAAGCGACGUCUAGAGGCACACAAGUGUUAUAGGGCUUAGGGAGAGAUGGGCUCUAAUUUUUUUUUUUUUAAUUAAAAAAAUGAUUAUGAUUGGUUUGUUUUUGUUUUUAUUUAUUUUAUUUUAUUUUUUGGUUUGGAGGAAAGCAAUCUAAAGAUAGAUAUGGAUUUGGAUUCCAUGACUAUUUUUCUGGUGCAUGGACAGAAUUUGUCCAAUUGGUGUAUUAUUUGGAUGUUUUAAAAUUUUUAAGUUGGAAUGAUAAAUUUAUUUAUUCCCAACUUUAA